Molecule: messenger RNA, 4170 nt
Organism: Ectocarpus sp. CCAP 1310/34
Lineage: Eukaryota; Phaeophyceae; Ectocarpales; Ectocarpaceae
Source: the annotation of a GenBank genome assembly
AUGUUAGCUCCCGCAGACAUGGCGUCCCAAUCGCGAGAAGGGGCCCCGGGCGGAGACGGUGGGGGGGUAGGGGUAGGGGGCGCGGCGGGCUUGGCGGAUGUCGACACCGCGGGGGAAGUGGACCUUGAAGAUCCUCAGGGGCCAGGUGACAACAGCAACAAUGGAGCGAGUAGUGCCGCCGCAACCGCAGCAGGUGGCGACUUGAGUACGGCGGCGGGUGCGGGGUUUGGUGCUGAUGUGGAGGCGGCGGGUGGAGGGAAGUCUUCGCCCAGGGGGGGCCGACCACGUCCCCCGGAAGGCAUGAUGGGGAAUCCGAUGGACGGCGUGGGAGAGGACGAGCGGCCGUACAACUACAUCUGCAACCUCGAUAAGGUUAAUCUAGGUGGCCCGGGAUGGUUCAACGAUGUCUUCAAGAUAUCCGUUGAGGUAGACUCGGACCGAACAUGGAUGGACACGCUGUCGCUCUCCCUCGUGCCACGAAACGUUUUCCGACGGCACUGCCCGUUGCUUGACACGUCGGAGAACAUCACGGGAACUGUCACCGUCAUGGCACCCACCUCGAAAAGGGUAUGGAUGUCCGGUGUAACGGUGACUUUUGAGGAACACCUGAUGACGGUGGACAGCGAUACCGGGGAGAUUGUGGGAGCCUUAGAGGCGCAAGUGGCGACGGGUCAAUUCAUCAAAGACAAGGCUGUGUUCAGUUUCAACCUGGAUCUCGGUCUCCUAAGCGGACACCGAAGGUGGCCGGUGCGAGAGACGUACGUGGGGGAUCUGAUGGCGCUGAGGCAUAGACUGAUGGUGUCGGCUCAGAGGCCGUGGUAUACGUUCAACGUCUACUCGCAGCUCCCGCUGGCGAUGGAGUACUUGUCGAAUGCCCCUGACGAGGACGCCGGCCAGGAUAACGAGGAAGGGGGGCCCAACCACGUCCUUGUCAUCUCCGAUUGCAACGGUCGCUGCGAGUUCGAUUUCGGAGUGGACAGCUUCAACCUCGGCGAUGUCCUCCAAGGGACCGUCCGGUUCACGGAUGUCGCUUUGCCCAUCGUCGCAGCACACGUGAUGCUGUUACGGGCGGAGUUCAUGUACGGAGAGGCAUCAGAGGUGCUGGUGGCCGAACACACAAUACUCGGGGAGUGCAGAAAGGAAAAGGACCCAUUGUCAGCCUUGGGAUUGAGCGAGGAAGAGCAGGUCCGACGUCAGUUCAUGUCCCCAUUCGUGGAGCAGAAGGACAUUCACUUCGUCCAAUCACAGGAAGAGGACUGUCGAUUGGAGGCGGUGUUGGGCGAUGUGGACAUCGCGGUGGACGUCCCUCUUCACACCUUUCCACUCACGCCGUCUCAUAUGUCUCUCACACAGGACAUUUCAGAGGUCCACGACGAGGCCGAGCUCGUGGGGGUGCGCUACUACGUCAGGUUGAUCCUCGAGGACAGCGCGCAGCAGGCCUACUGGCAUACGCACGAGAUUUUCUUUCACAGAUCGGAACCGUCCCCGUCAUCCCAGGGCCAAGGCGACGAUGACGUCAGCAGCACCAGCGGCGGAACCGGGGAGUAUGACGUCGACGACCCCGAAGCUGGAUACCGAAGCAACGGCUCUUUCAACGGUCAGCAACAGGGCAAAGGGGGGUGGGAUGGCGAGUCUCAGCCGCGAAGAGCGAGGCAACAAGCGGAAGAGGAAGCGGCUGGGGGUAGCGAAGCAGCAGCAGCAGCAGCAGCGGCGGCGGCGGCGGCGGCGGCUGGGUCAACAGCCGGAGGGGCGGUGGCGGUGGAGAGCAGCAUGGAGGAGGGGAACGGUGUGACGGACCCGUCCUUGCCAGGCUGCGAGAGGAGUCAAUAGGCGGCGGAACUGCUGUUCGAUUGGCGGCGGAUCUACCUAUGGAUCGACUGCGCCAGCGGUCUCGCUUCCGGAAAUGGAUUUUGCCUGGCGUACGGAAAUGAAUAAUGGACUUUAACUGGCGGACGGUAAUGCUUUUCAGCAGUAACGGAAUAUUGGAUUUUGACUGGCGUACGGCAAUGCUUCUCAGCAGUGACCGUACGUUCACGCCUGACGCAUCGGUCACUAUUGAAUUCCCGUAGGUCUCGUACGUAACAUUGCACCGCACCCCUUUUUGAGGCUCGAUUGCUCCCCGACGCCAAGACUGAAUGAUAAGUUGUUGGGAAGCCCUCGACGGGGUGGUUCCAACGCCAAGAUUUUCAGGCACCUUACCGCGUUUUUUUGGCUGCGGAGUAGUUGUUCGAGCUUCGAAAAUCGGUCCAAAGGGGCUUGCGGUAUCUGAAGUAUUUUCGAUGUACGGUUUACCGGCCGGGUAACAGGCAAAUUUGUCAAGUUGAUGUUGCCGCCGAAAACGCCGGCGCUUUUCAACCGGCACCUUGCUGGGGGAUCACAAUACCGUGACCACUCUGAGGGGGGUGCUGUUGCAUUAUGGGGUCCAGGCGCCAGGUAGGUAUAAAGAAGAGUGUUUUGAUACGGGGAUAGCAGUCCGUGCCUGGUUGAAGCGGCUGACUGUGUCCAUGACCAACUGUAUGCGGCAAGUGGAUGGCUGUAUUCAGGAAAACGAUGGUUGCUUGGGUGGGUAAAGGCAACGUGUCGUGAUUUGUGUUGUCGGGGCCAUGGGCUAUGGAACUACGUGCAACAUGCGAUACUGGCGGCAUGCUCUCCAGCCUCCUGCAGUGUUCGUCGACACAGAAAGUAGGCAACGUCCGGGCACUGUGAAUGUCUGUCUCUCCGCUGGAGGAGCACGAGCGAGCAAUGCAUUUAUUCUGGUUUGGAGUCUAUGUUGCAGAGGAGCGGCCGUUACUGGUAACGGCGGUGAUCUGUACGGCGGAUCAUUAGAUGGUAUAAAAAUGAAAAAUGCAGUUUAUGAGAAAUGAAGAUCCUGUAUCUGAGAAAUGAAAAUGCGGUUGAAAUGAACAUGCCGUCUCAGAGAAAUGACCAUGCGGUUUCUGAGAAAUAAAUAAAUGUAGUUGAGAAUUGAACAUGCCAUUUCUUGAGAUAUGAAACGCAGUUUCCGAGAAAUGAAAAUGCAGUUUCUGCCAGUCCCUGGGCAUGCUGUGUGUUGUUUGCGUCUCGGUUUUUCACUGUUGCUGUCAGUGCUGGAAGUGUUCAAUUUUUUGGGUCCUGGGAGAUAACCACGGAGCGAUACGAUGUGAAUUGUAACAUGGUGGGAAGGAAUUGUUUCGAGCGUGUCAUGGUUCUCCGUUUUUGUGGCAUAAUAGGCACCUUGGCUUGGCGACUGUUGAUCUAUUUAUGGUCCAGUGUUUUUUUUGUGACGCUGCUAAUGGAUAGCGAGUCUUGACUGCUGAGUUCUCUUACAAGGUGCCGGAUGUGUCAUAAUCUUAUCGCGGUGCCUGUUAUUCCAUAUAUUUAUCUUCUUGUUCAGGGAAGCAGUUGCUCUUUCAUUGGCUGGGUGGUCAAAGGCACGUCAUGCAUGCGGGUGCAUUUUUUUGUUUGUUUUCGAAAAUUGCUGCGUCCGAAGAGUGGUGGGGGCCUUCUCUUGCCAAAAUCGAGCGCGCGAUGAAUUCGUUGCUAUUUCUUUGCUGUAGACUUGUGGGGUUUUCUCCCGUCUCUGUGGAGAGAGUUUUUUUUAUAUAUCUGUGGUCUGCAAGAAGAGUUGAUUCGUCUUCGUUUACUGUAAGAGCAAGAGAACGUCUUCUCUUUCGCAAGAACAAACAAAUUUUUGUCUUUUGUGUCAUAAAGAGAAACAGUCUUUUCUGUAAAAGCAAGAACAUCCUAGGUGUUGCCUGCGGUCAGCGGGGGGCAUCGUUUCACAAAUGCCUGGAAGCAGCGCCUGAGUUUCACUGCCCCCGGCUGUUCCUUCUAUCGGUCACUACAGCAGUUGCGCCGCGGCCGUCGAUUCUGAUUGGUCAGUUUUUUUUCGUAGGCGAUGCGGGGGUCUUCGAUGUGAAACUUGACAGUGAUCGUGAGGUCGCUACUGUGUGCUUCGUCUCGGCGAUACGUGUGCUUGUUCGAGCACAGGACUGACGGCAUGAUCAUUGAAAAAAGGUCACUCACAAUUUUCUUGGCUGUCAAGUACGGUGCCCGCAAUUGUCUCAUUGGCCAACGUUGUCGUACCGCUGAUUUAUGAUUGGCCGAAAUUCUUUGCGCGGAACCACUGAAUGGGCGUCAAUCGCCCGGCCUCUUCCAAACUCGCAGUCUUCCUGUUGGUCAACAUUGAUU